Drosophila rhopaloa is the source of this 6413-nucleotide messenger RNA. RefSeq names its product phospholipid-transporting ATPase ABCA3 (gene Abca3). Lineage: Eukaryota; Metazoa; Arthropoda; Insecta; Diptera; Drosophilidae. The record is from RefSeq and is a predicted model, not a curated record. The transcript is spliced from 12 exons. Gene Ontology annotation, molecular function: ATP hydrolysis activity; ABC-type transporter activity; ATP binding. Gene Ontology annotation, cellular component: membrane; intracellular membrane-bounded organelle. The coding region runs from base 299 to 5449 and encodes 1716 amino acids. Gene Ontology annotation, biological process: transmembrane transport; lipid transport.
UGUCAGUGCAUAUAAACUCGCAGAAAAGGCAUCGCUUUAGCAUAAAUAAUUAAUGGCAAUUCCCGCAAAUCGAUUGAUUGCCAAGCUAUUAUGCAGUAAUGCCCAUCGCCGACCAAGGCGCGAUCUAAUUUAUAUCAUUAAGUGGAACCACACUUAAUCGCACGAACAACUAUACAAGAUAAACAGAAUUACAAUUUCAAUUAUUGUCAGCAAAACGUGCAAAGGAUACAAAUUUUAACCGAUUUAAAUGUCGAUGUAGUAUACAAAAGUUAAUAAGCCAAUCGAACAAAGCUGCAAAAUGGCAAAGGUCACGAACUGGGACAAGUUUGUGCUGCUACUGUGGAAGAACUGGACUCUCCAAUGGAACCACAAGUGGCAAAUGGUCAUUGAGCUGGUGCUGCCGGCGAUAUUCUCCCUGCUCUUGGUCCUGGUCCGUACCCUGGUCGAUACGGAGCAGAAGGGUGACAGGACGUAUAAUGCACUGCCCCUAACAGAUCUCAGUCUGUUGCAACAUUCGUUGCAUAGAUCGUCCUACCUUGGCAAGCUCAUAGCGCUGAUUGCACCCAACCGACGGAGGUCGCAUACCGUCUUCACGAACUUCAAGCUGUGCUACUCGCCCGUAAAUCCCGUGCUGAAGAACCUGGUGGAGGAGGCAUGGCAGAGCCUCGGUAUGAGCGUUAUGAACGAUACGAUCUGGGGAUCGGAGAAUGCCAGCCAGCUGGCAUUGGAUACGGUCGGUCGGAGCGCCUUUGCCGGCAUCCAGUUCGACGAUGCCUGGGCCAAUCUGAACGAUACGAACGAUCUUCCCGAUGACUUUCACUUCGCACUGCGAUUCCCAUCGGAACUGCGAACGGCGACAAUUGCGAUAGCGAACACCUGGCUGACAAUGCGUCUGUUUCCCACAAUUGAUCUCACGGGACCGCGAAACGAAGCGGAUGAUGAUGGUGGCAUACCGCCGGGAUAUUUGCGCGAGGGUUUCCUGCCCCUGCAACACAGCCUUUCCAUGGCGUAUAUACGGCAAAAGACGGGCGAACAGGACCUGCCGACGGUGUGGAUGCAACGUUAUCCGUAUCCCGCCUACAUCUUCGAUCCCCUGCUCGAGGGCAUGUCGUCGAUAAUGUCGCUGAUCAUACUGCUGAGCUUCAUCUAUCCCUGCACGUACAUCACCAAGUACAUCACCGCCGAGAAGGAGAAACAGCUGAAGGAGGUGAUGAAGAUCAUGGGAUUGAGCAAUUGGUUGCACUGGACCGCUUGGUUUGUCAAGUCCUUCAUCAUGCUGACCAUAUCGGCCAUACUGAUUGCCAUACUGGUCAAGAUCAAUUGGUCAGAUGGGGUGGCCGUUCUCACAUAUGCCAACUUCAGUGCCCUGGUCUUCUUCCUGAUCAUAUACAUCACGGCGAGCAUCUGUUUCUGCUUCAUGAUGGCCACCUUCUUCUCGAGAGCCAGCACGGCGGCCGCGGUUACGGGUUUGAUUUGGUUCAUCGCCUACAUUCCGUACUCCUUUACGAUUAACACGUACGACAGCCUGAGUCUGACCGCCAAGUUGGGCUGGAGUUUGAUCUCGAACACGGCCAUGGGCUUUGGCAUCAAGCUGAUCCUGGGCUUCGAGGGCACCGGCGAGGGUCUGCAGUGGAGCAACUUCUUCACGCCCGUCUCCGUGGAUGACACAUUGACCGUCGGCGCCGUGAUGAUCAUGAUGCUGGUAUCCUGCUUUAUUUGCAUGACCAUCUGUUUGUAUGUGGAGCAGGUGAUGCCGGGCAGCUUUGGCGUGCCGCGACCCUGGAACUUCCCAUUCACCCGGGAGUUUUGGUGCGGCGAACGGGAGUACACGGGCGUGGAGGACAUACCCAAUGGCCAGGUUGAGCCACGGGAUCCCAAAGCCUUCGAAGCCGAACCGGAGGGCAAGCACAUCGGCUUGCAGAUGAGACACCUGAAGAAGCGUUUUGGCGACAAGAUGGUUGUGAAGGGCCUGUCCAUGAACAUGUUCGAGGAUGAGAUUACUGUCCUGCUGGGUCACAAUGGAGCCGGCAAAACCACCACUAUAUCGAUGCUGACGGGCAUGUUCCCGCCAACGAGCGGCACGGCCAUUAUAAACGGCAGUGACAUCCGCACCAAUAUCGAAGGAGCCCGCAUGUCCCUGGGCAUCUGUCCGCAACACAAUGUCCUUUUCGAUGAAAUGAGUGUGUCGAAUCACAUACGAUUCUUCAGCCGAAUGAAGGGACUGAAGGGCAAGGCCGUCGAACAGGAGGUGGCCAAGUAUCUGAAGAUGAUCGAGCUGGAGGACAAGGCAAAUGUGGCCUCAUCGAAACUGUCCGGCGGCAUGAAGCGCAAACUCUCCGUUUGCUGUGCUCUCUGCGGUGAUACAAAGGUCGUGCUGUGCGACGAGCCCAGUUCCGGAAUGGAUCCAUCCGCAAGGCGGCAGCUAUGGGAUCUGCUGGAGCAGGAGAAGGUGGGACGCACCGUGCUGCUGACCACUCACUUUAUGGACGAGGCCGAUGUGCUGGGCGAUCGGAUUGCCAUCAUGUGCGACGGCGAACUCAAGUGCCAUGGCACCUCCUUCUUCCUGAAGAAACAGUAUGGAUCGGGUUACCGAUUGAUAUGUGUGAAGCGCGACAAUUGCGAGACGAAUGAGGUGACGGCCCUGCUGAACAAGUACAUUCCGGGCUUGAAGCCCGAGUGCGAUAUUGGCGCGGAGCUGUCCUACCAAUUGCCGGAUAGUGCCUCUGCCAAGUUCGAGGAGAUGUUCGGCCAGCUGGAGGAUCAAUCCGAGGAACUCCAUCUUAAUGGCUACGGCGUGGGCAUCACUUCAAUGGAGGAGGUGUUCAUGAAGGUCGGCGCCGAAAAGGACAUCACCGGCAACCUGAAGGACCAAAGCGAGAUUAUGAACGGUGGCAGCGGAUUCCGUGGCGAAGAUGACAGCGAAUCCGUACAGUCCGACGGCAUCUUCUCGGAGAAUCGACGACUGCUCCAGGGAAUGCAGCUGCUAUCGAACCAAUGGAAGGCCAUGCUGCUCAAGAAGUUCCUCUAUACGUGGCGCAACAAGUUGCUCCUGCUCAUCCAGAACAUUAUGCCGGUGUUUUUCGUGGUGAUCACCAUCCUUAUUAUCGAGACACAGGGGACUUUCCGGGAGCUAAGUCCCAUUACCAUUUCGCUGAGUCAAUAUCCCACGGCAGUGACCGUUAUCGACCGCUCUAAGGUGACAAACGGCACGCAAACCUCCGAGAUAGCUAACCAAUACGAGCAGUUGGCUCGCUCCUAUGGCAGUAAUUAUGGUCUCGAACAAACAGGCUCUGAUGGCUUUGAGGAUUACAUCCUGAAACUGGGAAGGACUAUCCAGGUGCGAAUCAACUCGCGCUAUUUGGUGGCCGCCACUAUUGACGAUUCCAAUAUCACUGCUUGGCUAAACAACCAGGCCUUGCACACUGCUCCCUUGACAGUCAACAUGGUGCACAAUGCCAUUGCCACUCAGCUCGAUCCAAACAUUAAGAUCCAGGUGACCAACGCACCGCUGCCGUACACCACCAGCACAUUGCUCUCGCAGCUGAGCAUGGGCACCAAUCUGGGCACCCAGCUGGCAUCCAAUCUGUGCUUCUGCAUGUGCUUCGUUAGCUCCAUAUAUAUCCUGUUUAUGAUCAAGGAGCGCGAGUCCAGAGCCAAAUUGCUGCAGUUUGUGGGCGGCGUUAAAGUGUGGACCUUCUGGUUGUCUCAAUUUAUUUGUGAUUUCGCCACCUACAUUGUGACGGCUCUGAUCGUUGUGAUAACGAUCGUCUGUUUCCAGGAGCCCGGGCUGUCCAGCUUCGGGGAACUGGGCAGAUACUACCUGCUGCUGCUGCUCUUUGGAUUCGCCGUGUUGCCAUUCGUCUACAUCAUGUCGCUGUUCUUCAAGGAACCAGCCACUGGCUUUGCUCGGGUCUCCAUUGUCAACAUAUUUUGCGGCAUGGCCCUGUUCAUUGUGAUUGUGGUGAUGUCUUCGGAAUUGUUUGACACGAAGGAUACGGCGAAUAUAUUGGGUUGGAUCUUCCGCAUCUUUCCUCACUUUUCGCUGGCCAUGAGUCUGAAUAAGGUCUACACCAACACGGCCACGCGGAAUGCGUGCGCCAAGGUCGGAGCAAUACCACCCAUCCUACUCUGCGAGUUGAUUCCACAAUGCUGCAACAUCAAGCCUUUCUUUGCUUGGGAAGAACCCGGCGUUCUGCCCGAGGUUGUCUACAUGUCCGUCACCGGCGUCGUUUUCUUCCUCAUCAUCAUUGUGCUGGAGUUCAGACUAAUAAAUGAGCUGAUGUUUAAGAUCCGUCAAAUGCUAUCUAAACCACCGCCGCCACCGGCCGAGGGCCAAUUGGAUGAUGAUGUGGUCAAUGAACGGGAGCGCAUUCUUCACAUGACCUCCGAUGAGCUGGCCGCUAAGAAUCUAGUCCUGGAUCGGGUCACCAAAUACUACGGUCAAUUCCUGGCCGUCAAUCAGGUGUCGCUCUGCGUACAGGAAGUCGAAUGCUUUGGGCUGCUGGGCGUGAACGGUGCCGGCAAGACGACCACGUUUAAGAUGAUGACCGGCGAUGAGCGGAUCAGCUCGGGAGCCGCUUACGUCCAAGGUCUGAGCCUGGAGUCGAACAUGAACAGCAUUUACAAGAUGAUCGGCUACUGUCCGCAGUUCGAUGCACUUUUAGACGAUCUGACGGGUCGCGAGGUGCUACGCAUUUUCUGCAUGCUACGCGGGGUCCAGGAGUCGCGGAUUCGGCCAUUAUCCGAGGAGCUGGCCAAAUCCUUUGGCUUCAUGAAGCACAUCGAUAAGGAAACGCACGCCUAUAGUGGUGGAAAUAAGCGAAAAUUGAGUACGGCCAUUGCUGUGAUCGGAAGUCCGUCCGUUAUUUACCUAGAUGAGCCUACAACGGGCAUGGAUCCGGCGGCCAGGCGGCAGUUGUGGAACAUGGUUUGCCGCAUUCGUGACUCUGGCAAAUCCAUUGUCCUCACAUCACACAGCAUGGAGGAGUGCGAGGCGCUGUGCACACGAUUGGCCAUUAUGGUGAACGGUGAAUUCAAGUGCAUUGGCUCAACGCAGCACCUGAAGAACAAGUUCUCCAAGGGUCUGAUCCUCAAGAUCAAGGUGCGUCGCAAUCUGGAGGCGUUGCGGCAGGCACGAUUGAGUGGCGGCUUUGCGCGGAAUCCAGAUGAGCAGACGGUGCCAGCCCAAAUGGUCCAGAAGGACAUCGAUGCCGUUAAGGAGUUUGUGGAGAACGAAUAUCCGCACUCCAUUUUGCAGGAGGAGUACCAGGGCAUUUUGACGUUCUACAUUCCAUUGGCUGGGGUGAAAUGGUCGCGCAUCUUCGGCCUGAUGGAAAGCAAUCGCGACCAGCUGAAUGUGGAGGACUACUCGGUCAGCCAGACAACGCUAGAGGAGAUCUUCCUGGAGUUCGCCAAGUACCAGCGCGAGGAUACGCGCGCCAAUCAGUGAGCUAGCUCCCAAAAAGACCAAACACCCAGUUGCUAACACCACCUGGCUUUUAACGGGCUUCUCGCUUUCUGGCUUCAUCUUCUCCUUGUCACAACAUACCAUCACACAAAUGAACACUGUGACAGCACCGUCAUCGUACUUCCAUACACGACAGCACCCGAAGUAGUUCAUCUGUUAUUUUAUGAAUUUUAUUUAACGAUUUUAUGUUUGUAGUUUUAGUUUACAUCCUAACCCUAGUGCUAAACCCUUCGAUCGAUACAAGCUAACUCAGCUGCAUGCGUAUGCCACUAACAUCCCACCACUCUGAAUCCCGAGCUAAUGUUAACCCUGUUAUGUCUGUUCUUUCUCCUCCCUUCUGAAAUGUUUCCAAUCAAUAUCCAGCCGACUCUCCGAAUUGAGGAAGCUGUGCAAGUGCCUGCUAGCUAAUGAGUAUUGAACCAACUACCUAUGCGAUCUGAUCCGAUCCGAUCCUGAUAUGAUCUUACCCACUCACAGCUAAAAAUGUUGUAAACAAAAAACAACGCCGAUGCCUGAACAGCUAACAAAUAGUUUCUAAGGUCGACCUGACAAUAGAUAGCAGAAAUCAUGCCUUUUUUUAUUGUGAUCAUCUAGCAAAAUUUACACUAUAACGAAGAGAGAUCUAUAUAUUGUAUGUUUGCUAUAUAUAUAUAUAUGUAUAGUUAUAUCUGCUUGACAUGCACGAUAAGUUCCCAUAAUCUUUUAGUUUUGUUUUAUUCCCCCAAGAAGUAUUGACCGGACUGGUCCGGAAACUAUUCCCAGCGCCUAAAGGAAACUUGUUGCAUAUAGAACUAUGUGUAUUAAUUUCGAUGUACUUAGACCGGCUAACCAAAGCGUUUAAAUAAGUCAAUUUAACUGUGGCACAAACUCUACGAUACAUAUGAGAAUUUACAAAUUAUGUUAAAUGUAUAUUAUACGAUUGAAUUAAAUUUUAUCUAAAUGUAAA